Messenger RNA from Manis pentadactyla (Chinese pangolin), 6909 nucleotides. It is a transcript of the gene CDCA2, whose product is annotated as cell division cycle associated 2. Lineage: Eukaryota; Metazoa; Chordata; Mammalia; Pholidota; Manidae. The record is from RefSeq and is a predicted model, not a curated record. Gene Ontology annotation, biological process: regulation of mitotic nuclear division; regulation of chromosome segregation. The transcript has 15 exons. The coding region runs from base 547 to 3459 and encodes 970 amino acids. Gene Ontology annotation, cellular component: nucleus; chromosome.
GACCUCUCCCACUUGCCUCCCUGCAGAGGAAACGGCUGCCGCUGGGACUGGCUGAUUGGGUGGGAGCCAGUCGGUCGUUCUGUUAGGAUUGGUCCAAUGAUUCUUUUCGAAGUUUGCAGCAUCCAAUCGAAGGGUCGGAGACAUAGCUAAAAUACUAACAAAAGGGUUCCUCCGCGAGACUCUCGCAGAACGUAGUUCCCCGGAGCCCAAGAGAGCUGCUGGUCUUUCCGCUCAGUGCGCCACCCGCAACGAGCGGCGGUUUCUCUGCGAGCUCGCCGAGCCACUGCUCUUCCUGGGACGGCGGGGUUGGAAGCCUGAGCGAGCUCGGGGCGCGCGCCGACACGUGCGGAUGACGGCGGCGUCGGGAUUCUCAGAGUAACGACGAGGAGGCGGGGCCUGCUGUUUGAAUCCGGCGGCGGGCGGCGAGGAGGUGCACGAGCGGUAAGCGGUCGGGGUCCAGGAGGCUACCGGGCGGCCAGCAGUUGCUUUCCCUUCGGAACUGGAGUCGAGGAAGCACGACAACCAAGACCCUCAUCGGCGGCUGAGAUGGAUACCAAUUCAAAAGACACCGAACCUCCUGAAACCGAGGAGUCUGCUGUUAACAAUGCUGAAAAUGCCUCUUUCAUUUUGGGAAAUGGGAAGCUUGUGACUCCUCAGAAGGAUGCAGAAGUGACUCCUAAUGGUUGUGCACCACAUACUUUUAAGACACCUUUGAACUUUGACACAAUAACUGUAGAGCAAUUGGGAAUUACACCUGAAAGCUUUGUUAAGAACCCUUCAGGAAAGUCAUCAUCCUACCUUAAAAAAUCCAGACGACGUUCUGCAGUUGGUGCUCGGGGCUCUCCUGAAACAAACCAUCUUAUUCGUUUCAUUGCUCAGCAGCGGAAUUUAAAGAAUGCAGAGAAAUCUCCUUUGGCACAGAAUUCCCCUUUUCAGGGCAGCCCUGUGUUAUAUGGAAAUGUUAAUUCUUUAAAAGAGCGAAUAUCUGCCUUCCAGUCAGCUUUUCACUCCAUAACGGAAACCGAGAAAAUGACUGGCUGUCCUGAAUUCUCAGAGGCAGGAGAGUUGGAGGCGACAGGCUUAACCAAAAAAGAAAGCCUUGGCGAAUGUCAGCAGUCUGAGUUCCCUGCACAGGUACCAUGCAGACAUGGGAGGCCGUCCUCAGAGAGCAACUCUGAUGAAGACCUGCCGGAAGCAGUUGAUCUCCAGAAAUCUUCUGAGUCCGGUUUGACACAGUCUGGAUGUUUAGUUGAAGAGUCUAGUCCACUCUCAGAGCUCACAGAGACUUCAAGUGGAGUCAAGGCUGCCAACUGUGUGGAGGGCAAAGGACCAAGUAGAGCUGUUUCCCUGGACAGACUGACAGAAGCGAGCACAGAGACAGCUCCUGACGUCAGGGCGCUGGUGACCCCACUGUGCAGGAGGGCGCUCCCCUCUUCUGAGACCUUUGGACUUCGUUCUGUGCUGAAGAAACCCUCUGUUAAGCUGUUUCUAGAAAGCCUACAGGAACAUUGUGACAACCUCUGUGAUGAUGCACCUCAUCCAAGCUUAGUCUCAAAUCUUGCAAACUGUUGCAAAGAAUUCAAAGCAGAUGGUCAAGAAAAUUAUAAAGUACCAGCCUUUGUCAAUACAAGGAAGAGGAAGAGAGUUACUUUCAGAGAAGACCUAAUCCCUGAAGUGUUUGAUGAAUCUUUGCCGGCAAAUACUCCAUUGCGGAAAGGAGGAACACCUGUUCGUAAAGAGGCUUUAAGUAGUAUCAGUCCCCUGCUACUUGAGCAGUCACCAGUUCCUGAGCAGUUAUCUCAACCAAACUUUGACAACAAAAGGGAGAAUCUUGAAAAUAUAGAACCUCUUCAGGCAUCAUUCACUGUCCUGAGUCCUCUUCGUAAAUCUUCAAACUCUGAGACUCUUUCAGGCACUGAAGAUACCUUUAGUUCUUCAAAUGGCCACGAGAAAAUAGCCGCGCAUAAAGUUGGUAGAGUAACACGGACCUCUAGCAGAAGUCAAUUGAUCAGCUUUGCAGAAGAGAGUGUUUGCAGCAUAUUUAAUACAGAAGCUCAGCCUUGUAAAGAAAAGAAAAUUAACAGGCGAUCUCAAGAAAAUAAGCGCUCAAACAAAAUACAACCUAGAAAGAAUCAGGCUGUCAAAAGUUGCAGAAAGAAGAAAAAGAGCAAGAAAAGCGUUCAGAACUCUUUAUAUGGGGAAAGAGACAUUGCUUCUAAGAAGCCUCUCCUGAGUCCCAUUCUCGAGCUGCCCGAGGCCUCCGAGGUGACACCUUCCGUUCCAGGCAUGUGGAGGGUGUGUUCAGAUAUUUUCAACCUAACUGGUGAACUUGAAGAAGUGAAGUAUCCUAAAAGAGAGAAUCUUUUGCCUGUGAACCCAGAUUGGCAGAUGAAUCAAGGCUUUAAUAAACACAAUACGUCUGAAUGCUACAGCUCUGACACAAAAAGUUCCUCAUCUCUUAUAAAUGCUAUUUUUGAUCAAGAUUCAAAUACAAAUACUGUAGAAAUUACUGAAAAUAAGAAUAUUCCAAAAGCAGUCAUUAAGUUGGAAAAUGAAAAUGAACGAACAAACAGAACCAAGAAUGAAAACAGUAAGAUUCCUUGGGCUUCUGUGACUGAAAAGCCCCUUGUUUCAGACAAUCCCAACCCUAAUAUUAGCCUGCAGUCCCAAAAAUUGUCUGCUGCUGGUCAAAAUGUGGAAAGCCUUUUUCAAAUCCAUAAAACUCCAACAGAUAUAAAGUGUGAAAAGCAGGAUGAUUGCUUGGUAGGCACAGAGGGAAAACUGCAGGCCCAGCAUUUACUGUCUGACACUCGAAAAGAACGUGGCUGUUCAGAAGAUGUCUUAAUCAACAGUGUAAAGGAAAGUAAAAGUCCAAGGGAGGAUUUGGGAAGAAACUGUACAGAAAGUACUAGUGGCAUGCGUUGUAGAGAAAGGAAAUGUAAAAACUGCUCUUUGUGUUACUGUCCUGGCCAAAGUUUGCAGUUGGAAAAGAAUGGAAGUCGUGAGCCUUCCUCUGGCAUGAGCACCUCUGUAAAAUUUAGCUUAGAAAAUUCUGAACUGUAUAAAGAUUUAUCUGACAGCAUAGAGCAGAGCUUUCAGAGAACAAAUAGUGAAACCAAAGUGAGACGUAGCUCAAGGCUACGUGAAGAUUUGGAAGAGGAAGGGCUCGUGUGGAUCUCACUCCCAUCGCCUUCCACUCGCUGUGCUUCCCAGAGAACCAAAAGGAGGAGAACACUGUGUGCGCUGGACAGCAGAGGGUUUGAAAGUGUGUCUCCCCAGAAACCAGGUGUGCCGCCCGCCGUACUGGGUAAACAUGACCGUGAGGGCCUUCCUUCCAAUCCGCUCCGGAACAGGAGGAAGAGCUUUUGUACAUCUACACUUGCAAUACAAAAACCCCCUCCUCAGUCAAAAUGCUACAAAAGAAACUUUCCCGAGCAGGAGAAAGAGCUCUCUGAAUGACUUUGAAAGAAGUGAAUGAAGAAUUGGACAGUCAGAGACCCCAACCUGUAACUGAGUUGCCUGCAGAUCAGUCAGCAAGAAAGGUAACCACCCUUGCUGAACAGGCUGUCUUUCCUUCCCGUCCUUUGUUCAACUUCAGUAUUUUUGAAAGUUUCAAAUAAAGUCAUUUUAGUGGAACCUAUUUUUUAAGUAGAAUUAAGUGAAUUUCUCCCUUCAAAAAGAAAACAUUCUAUUAAAUAUAUUCUUCUCCCCGUGAAUGAUACCGUUAGUAUUUUGCUAAGAAGGAUUUUUAGACCUAGCAAUAGGUCUCUUAAGCUUCACGUCACAUUAGUAUAUAUUUACAACUGAAAGUUUUACAGUAUCCGUUUAAAAAAAAAAAGUCUUUCAGAGAUGAUUCAUAUCUGGAUGAGAAGAGUUUUAAAAAAUUGAUAGAAUUAAUGUAACUUUAUGAAGAUUGAAGGUAGUGCAAGGUUGAAACUUAAGGAGGAACAAGAGAUUUUAUUUUAAAAUGCAAAUAAACUGAAAGUUUCCACAAUUAGGAAAGGUAGAAAUUAUAAGGCUUGUUUUCCCUCUGGGUUAAGUUAGUGACUUUAUCUCAAAUGCAAUUUUUAUUUGAGUAAAUUAAAAUCAAAUCUUAAACAUGGAAUUUAAGGAAGUUCUUAUAAUGACGAAAAUAUUAUAAAUGUUAAAAAUGAAUAUGUAAAUUAUAAAUUAAAAAUGUGAAAGCAUUUUGUCCUUUAAACAAAAUUCAUACAUGUUUUGUGGAACGGGAGGUAGGGGAUUGGUUUUUGGUGAAAAUACAGCAGUUUAGUUGACUCAUCCCCCUGAUUAUUCAAAUCAGUCACAGAUAAUUUGGGGUUUAAUUCACGGUUCUCCAUAAAAAAUUUGUAAAUCCAGGAACUCACUUGAAGGAGUCCUAGAAAAUUAGUUUACUAAUGUGAAGCAUGGAGCAUGGUCACUGAUUUCUGUUUUAACAUAGCCUUUUCCAGGAGUUCCAACUUUAUUUCACACUAUCACGUACUAUCACUUGUCUCGGAUUUUCUGGUUAAAUGUCAGCAAUACUAUAUAGCACUUUGAAAAUCUACAUUGCUAUAUAUCUGGAAUUUGGGAGUGCUCAUAAAUCACGGUAUCAUUAAACAAUUGUCUUUGAAAUCCUUUAAAUCAUUAAACUCUCCCUGGCCAUGAUAGCAGAAACAUGUUAACAAAUAGAGCUCUCUAUAAAUAACACAACAGGGAAGAAAACUCCCGCUGAGCGCCCAUUUCCCCCGCCUGCGAGAGAGACUAUUUGUUACCUUCUUGGCACCAAUAGGUCUGGAACCCCUGCUGCUAACGACUAAAUGUAUUUUACAUUAACACUCAAAGUGAUCCCCAAUUUCUUUUGCUCAAGGGUGGAUUGUUUAAAAAAUUCUUUUAUCUUUACACGUAAAUCAUUUAUGGGCUUUUUUCCCUCCCGUUUGUGUCUUGGUGUGGUUGGCAACUUUCUACCACUGUAAACAAACCAAAAAAGAAAAAAAAAACCACAACGAAUUAACUUCUAAUGAAGCUUUUUGAUUUUGGUAAUUAAAAAAAGAAAAAACUUUAAGAAACAUACAGUGUUAGAGGGUUUUGUUUUUAAAUUUUUUCUCUUCUUUGUUUAAUAUGAAUGCUAAAACCGCUGAUGACUAUUUCCUCCCCUUUUUACUGUAUGAUGACCUGUGAUCUCAGUUGUAUUUUAAGAAUUUCACAUGCUUUGUUUUAGUUCUCAAAAAAUUCCUAAUGAGGACAAGGGCAACAUCUCCAUCUGUGAUUCUUUUCAGCGUGGUUUUACAAAUGUAAAAUUGCUCUCAUUUUCUAGCAUCUACAGUUAAAAUCAUAAGCACUUUAUACGUUCUCUCGGUUUCAACGUUUGGAUAUAAAUGUUUUGUUGGUAUUUGUAAAUAACAAAAAGUAAAAACAAAGUUUUCCUCAGAACAGUUCUGAGAAAUCAAAGCGAUUUGGACAUAAUUUUACCUACCAUCUCGCUUGCAUCACAGAUUGUGAAAAGUUAAUGUUUUCUGUAUUCGGUCAUGCUUGCUUGUUCCUGUUUCUUUUCAUUAGUAGUUAAGUCAGAAACUUGGCUUCAGAAGAGUUUUUUUCUGCCUUAUCUUUCGCUGCAGUAACCCUUGACAUUUUUGCCUUAGAAUGUCGGCUACUUAUCUUCGCCUGCCUCUGUAGAUUCUUGUUUGUUCCAGAAGGUGGCAGCAGCUUCUCUGUGGUUCUGGCCCUGUGUGCAUCGCCUUAAAGCCCCGCACAGUGGUUCAGUAUUGCAGGGGCUUCUUCUCUCUAACUUUUACCUCUAGUCAAUUAAUUACAAAAGGAAUAUGUGACUAUUGCAAAAAGGAGAGACCUGUACAAAAUUAAAGGCUCUUCCCUCAGCCGAUGCCAGCAUCCUGUAGCACACCUUCCUCUCCCCAGCUUCCUGUGUGUCGACAGUGAACAAGCAGCACACUUGUGGCAGGCCUUUGCCCCUGUGCGCAUGAAUGUGGUUUGUUGUGUGCUAGGGGGUUCCCUAUAAUGUGCCAUUCUGGAGCUUAAUGCUUUUUUAUUCAGUAAAAUAUCAUGAAGAUGCUUCAGUGUUAACAGUGGUGAGCCCUCGUGCUACGCAGCCCUUUAACUCCUGGAUAGAUUAUAUACUUAGAAUAUCUGUAAUGUAGUUAGGUUAGCCGUGUCCUUUCCAGGGGACGCUCGCUGUCUCCAGUUUUUGUUAUCAAACUCAUGCCACCUGGGCUUGUGUGAAAGUGUCUGUUAGAUAAAUUCCUUGAAAUUAAAUGAAUACUAAGUUCUCUUCUGUAGACCUUAUCUGGGAAAGUUCCUUUAUAAGGAUUUUGUCAGCCUUGCCUUUGGUCAUAUUCUUCCUCAAUCCUACUUUGCUUCCAUGUCUUCUCGCUGCCCCCCAUGGGCACUUAAGCUGUAGAACUGAGAUCUGGCAAAAAUUGAAUGCCUUGUUCAUUCUUUAGUUUGAAAGAGCUUUUUUUUUUUAAGUCAGGUUUAUUAAGGUAUAAUUAACCUACAGUAAUGUUUACCCUUUUUAAAUGUACAGUUUGAAUUUUGGCAAAUUCAUAUGGUCACGUAACCAGUAUCACAGUCAGUAAUAGGACAUUUCCAUGCCCCCCAAAAGAAGCUGCCUUCCAUUCCCCUGGCCCCCAAGCCCAGUCGCUCAUCUGGGUUCCAUCCAUACAGUUGUGCCUUUUCCAGAAUGCCAUAUAAAUGGGAUCAUACUAUAUAUAUACUUUUGUGUCUGCCUUUUUAAACUUGGCGUAAAUAAUGUGUUUGAAAUUCCCUGUAUGACAUGUUAUAAGUAGUUGAUUCUUGUUUGUUGCUAAGUAGUAUUCCAUUUUAUGGAUGUAGCACAUGUGUUUAUCCAUUCACCAAUUGCUAUUUGGAUUGUUAAUAUUUUUUGGCUAUUACAAAUAAAGCUGUUAUAAACAUUCA